Messenger RNA from Amaranthus tricolor (Joseph's coat), 3363 nucleotides. RefSeq lists its product as uncharacterized. Gene Ontology annotation, molecular function: DNA helicase activity. Gene Ontology annotation, biological process: DNA repair; telomere maintenance. The transcript has 2 exons. NCBI's taxonomy places the organism in Eukaryota, Viridiplantae, Streptophyta, Magnoliopsida, Caryophyllales, Amaranthaceae. The coding region runs from base 927 to 1739 and encodes 270 amino acids. The record is from RefSeq and is a predicted model, not a curated record.
UUACAAUUUUAAAUUUUAGGAAAAUUUGAAGUAUAUUAAACCAGAUGACAAUUACAGAAACAAAUAAAUUGAUGCAAAAAAUCAUCCAACUGGAAUAUGCGUGAAGCAAUCAGUUUUUAUAUAACAUAAUUAUUCCUUUACAAAAAUAAAAAUUUGGUUUCACGUAGGAAUUAUAAUAUAAAUAGACUAUUUGACCAUUCUAAUUCUUUGCUCAUGCCAUUUCUAUUUUCUCAAACUUCAGCAUUAAUGAAUAAUAUUUUCAAGAAUAACCAUGAGCUUAAAUCACAUUCAAGAAAUUCAGAGCGAUAAGAGGACAUGAACAAUUAAUGCAAAGGUCAUAUAUGAGGGAGUAUAAAGAGAGAAAUGUGACCACAUCAAUUCACAUAAUUCUGGUGGACAAAAAAGGAACAUCUACAAUGGCUUCGAUGGGAAAAUUUACAAAGAAAAAACAUUGCUAUCUGCAAUCUUGAAUAGAGAAUUCAUUUUGUGCUAAAAGUUUCAAAACCAAAAUCAAGCUGGGAGAAAGACAAUGUCUUUGAAGUAGUCAAAAUGAAGGAUAAGUCUUUUGUACAUGAUAGGUUUGGCAUUCUACAUCUCCAAACAAGAUUUGAAUCUUACAGAUUAUCAAUUAAAGAACUAUACUCUUUGUGACCUUGAAGAAAUACUACACGGCAAUGGUAGUUCAAGGAUAAAGCAUAUGUCCUGAAAUUUGCCCGAGUGACAUCAUAGUCAAAGAUGAUCAAAAUAAGCUAAUCAUGGAAGAGCUUAAUUAUGAUAAGGAAUCUUUGAAAGCUGAACUUCAUAAGUUACUCCCAUUGAUGACUGAAGAGCAAACAUUGAUAUACAAUGAUAUUACUAGAGCCAUUGAAAAAGGUACAGGGUGUGUUUAUUUCCCAUACGGAUAGGGUGGGACAGAGAAGACAUUUAUGUGGAAGAUCAUAUGUGCAUGUUUAAGAUCAAAGGGUGAAAUUGUCCUUCCUGUAGCAUCAAGUGGCAUAACAGCAUUAUUACUUCCUAGAGGUAGAACUGCAAAUUUACGAUUUGGGAUACCCAUUAAUGUUAAUGAAGAUUUCAUGUGUAGAGGUAUAGAACCUAAUAGUCAGUUGGCAGAACUCCUUAAAAGAACCAAGCUAAUAAUAAGGGAUGAGGCCCCAAUAACUCACAAGCAUUGUUUUGAAGCUCUAGAUAGGAGUUUCCGUGAUGUCGUUUGUUGUCCAAAUGGUAAGCCAUCUAAAUUGAGCUUCAGCGGCGAAGUUGUAUUUAGUAGUGAUUUUAGGCAAGUUUUAUCGGUGAUACCGAAGGUUACGAGACAAGAUAUAGUAUUUACCGCUCUCAACUAUUCACAUACUUGGAACGACUGCAAGGUAUUACGUCUUACGAAGAACAUGCGACUACGACCGGGAUUGUCUAAUGUAGAAGAACUACGAGAUUUUGCAGAUUGGAUUCUCAGAGUUGGGGAUGGAAAGCUAGGAGGACCUAACGAGGGAGAGGUUACUAUAGGUAUACCUGAAGAUCUAUUAAUAAAAGAGGCAUCUGAUCCAAUAGCUGCAAUUGUUGAUUGUAUAUAUCCUCAAAUUCAAAAGGGGUCAAUUCAUAGUUCUUACUUUCAUGAGCGAGCGAUAUUGGGGCCAACAAAUGAGAUUGUUGACGAAGUAAAUGAACAUAUUUUGUCACUUAUCUCUGGAGAAGAAAGAUUGUACUUGAGUUUGAAUUCAAUAGACAAAUUUGACGGCAACUAGGGAACCAAACGAUAAUUUCUUUUCAAUUGAAUUUCUCAAUUCAAUACGCGCAUUUGGUGUUUCAAACCAUAGGUUACUAUUAAAAGUUGGUGUGUCGAUAAUAUUGCUUAGAAAUAUGGAUCAAUCAGCAAGCUUAUGUAAUGGAACAAGCUUAGUAGUACAUCGUCUUAGUGAUCGAAUCAUACAAGCGACUGUUAUAUAAGGAUCUAACAUUGGUUAUAAGGUAUUCAUUCCCAGGAUUACACUUACACCUUCAAAUAGCUCUAAGAUACCAGUUGCUAUUCAAAGAAGGAAACCGCCCGUUUCUCUUUAUUUUGCGAUGACUAUUAAUAAAAGCCAAGGAUAAACACUAUCCCAUGUUAGUUUGUUCCUACCUAAACCUGUUUUUAGUCAUGGACAAUUUUACGUUGCCGUUUCUAGAGUGACUACCAGGAAAGAACUAAGAAUUCUCAUAUGCGACAAGGAUGGUAAAAUAUGUCAUCGUACUGAGAAUGUAGUAUAUAAAGAGGUGUUUGAAAACUUAUAAACUCUUUAUUAACAACCUAUUUUGUGUUUCUUUAUAUUUAAUUCUUUUUUAAUUACAAAAUACAUAUGUAAAUACUUUAUUACGCACCUUCAUUUAAUAUUUUCAUUCGUCUAAAUUUUUUAUUAAAAUAUUAACAUAUUAAAAAAUCCCUGCAUUGCACGGAUUUCUAUCCUAGUAUACUAAAAGAGAAACCAAAAGAGUAUCUUAUUGACACGUGUUAAACUAUGGUUGAAAAUUUUCCCACCUAAAUGAUCAAGCAAUAAUAGUCAAUUCCAACAUUAAAUUCAAGUAAUAGCAUAAAUUUCAUAUUUAGACAUAUACCAUAAAAUAAUUUAAAUCAAUAUUAUAAAGAUGAUAUAAGAAUAUGAAACGAAAAAUAUCAGCUAAUCAGGUAAGGAAAUAAUGGAAGAAUAUUAAAAUUUGACUUGCAUAUUUUGAAAAAUAGUAGUUAAUAAGAUAAGGAAAAAUAUUAUGUUAAUUAAGGAAAAUAAAGUGCCAAAUAUUCAAGUCUAACCUAUGAAAUUAGUUUCAUUUGACAAAGUUUUAAGAGUUUGUCAUUUGUUAUUUUUCAACUCUUUUAUUAUAUUAUAUGAUAAGUGAUUCAAAUUAAAAAACUGUGUUUUUCAUAUAAAAAAGAAAUGUUGAAUGUUGUCACGGUAUAUAUAUUGUCAUAUUAAAUAAUUUAUAUCUUCGAAAGGUGUUAGAAUUCUCUAUCGUCAUACAUAAGUUUCAUUUAAUUACUCAAUUAGCAAAAUUUUCCUACACUACUACAUCUAUCGAUAAUAUCAUUUGUGAAAUAUCUUCCCUUAUGUCAUCAAUACACAAAACACUAAUUAGUUGAAAAAUUUAAGAUAUUAUAUUAAAUUAGUGUAAAUCUUGAUAGAGCCUUUAAUUCCACAAACUUACUGAUUUACUAGAUCACAUGAAAAAAAUUGUAUCACUAAUACUUUUUUGAUAUAAAGAAAAUACAAUUUUAUUCGACCAUUAAUUUAAGUUUACAUGAAAAAAAAUAACAUUACUUAAAUAUUCAUUAGAUUCUUUAAUUUGACACUAAACUGUGUUAUAAGUUUUUAAAUUAUUGUUGUGUCAAACGAGAAU